GGCGUGACACUUUCAUUAUGCGUUGGUGCAUCGUGCCGGUGCCUAGAGCAAGCGGCCAACAGAUCUGGCCACGAUCCGCGAGUGGUUGUGUUGAGAUUAUAGCAGCAGUUCUAGUACUGGGACUAAUGUGAGUGACGAAUUUUCUCGUGUUUAGUCUGUAGAUCAGACGACUUGAAACUGACGAUGGACAGUGCACUUUCGUCUGGCUAAAGUAACAGGCCCAGUAAAAAGUAUCGCACUGCAUGCUAGCUGUGCACACAUUGACGAAGUUUGUUGCAUGGAAUGUACCGCAUUUUGCACGGCGAGACUGUUUCUUUGAUUGUCUCAGACGACUUCGUGGCAUAAUGUCAAUGUCAUGCAUGUAGGCGCCACCGUGUAUGAAGAGGUGAUCAACAUCAGGUUUACUGGCCAAGUUCAUAUUGAACUGCUCAGGAGUGCACGAACAAAGCCAGAGAAUGCACACGGUAAAUGCACAAAGCUUGUAUUGCAGCCAUUGUUCAAUUUCCCAGAUGCUGAGAAUGGUGAAAUUGGAGAAGCUCUUGGCAAAAAUUGAAGGCUUGAUUUCUCCAGAGACAGCUGCUGAACUCCCCUUCCUGAGCCCUUGCCCCCACAUAUCAUGGAAACAUGCGCUCCCGGAGUCAGGCACAGUACAUACUACAACUUCGCCAGGAGUGGCCUGGGUCCCGUGCAGCAUUACAAGUCCGCCUCGGACGGCGACUCCCCGGACGCUUCCAUGCCCAUGGGCAGUCUGGCCAGUCCACUCGUUGACAGCGGAUACCGGGAGGGCAGCGUAACCUACAACCACGAGGAGCUGGUCUCUGGGGGCUACAGCUGGGGUGAGGGGCCGGUCAGCACAGGACCUCCGACAAUUACCCCAGUGAGCGGCCAACUUGAAAAGUUCAAGCAGCAUUGUAUGAUCCGUCCAGUCCCCCUGAAGGCAGCAUCCCCAUCCCGCUCCUUAGACUCCCCCUGCAGCACCUCAUCCCGGCGCAGCCUCCCCGGCUCGCCAGCCAGCAUGCCAGACCCCCACCCCAGUGAUCGUCCCCAUCAGCAGCAGCCGAUGCAGCAGCAACAAAAGCAGCAACAGCCCCCAGACGUCGUGCUGACCAACCACCCGCAGCAGCAGCACAGCUUUGCUGGCAAUCACUUCAGUGGGUUGCCAACGAAAUGUCUGUCCCUGCAGGACAUUACGCCCAAGCAGAAGAACUACCAUGACAACGGACCACGUGGUCCUUCAUACGGGGACACCAAGGCAUGGGGCAAGCAGCCAGCCCAACCCAGGCGCCUCCAGCCGGCGCAUUCCCUGAACUACCUCAACCGCACCGCCCAGAACCUCCAAAACCAUAAGCUGCUGCCAGACUAUAAGCGGUGCCACAUCAGCCAGUCCAGCAGCCAGGUCGACAAUCGCAGCCGCAAUGGGAGCAGCGGCAACAGCGGCAAGAAGCCUGUCCGCGUCAGUCACGUCAACCCAUCUUACGGCCACGUGAUGGAUUACAACAGCAACCGGGUGGACAGGAAGUCAUCAGCUUCAUCCUCAUCCCAUGUGUCUUUGGUCGUGGAGGAGACAGAGAUGGAUGAGAUUGCUGCGCUCAGGCAGAAAGUGCUGGAGAAGGAAGCACAGCUGACCACACUGCGGGACACCAUGGACAACAACGAGGCAGCCAUUUUGAAAGUUCAUGAGGAGAAACACAGAGUGUGGAACGAGGAGACGUCGUGGCUGCGGAAGGAGCUCCAGGAACAAGAGGAUACCUCCAGGAAGAUUCGUCACUCACUGCAAGCGCAGAUUUACAAGCUUGAACAGGAGAAGAAAUCUCUGCGGGAGAAAACUGAUGCCUCUCAGCAUCCACCCAGUAAGGAGGUGGAAGACCUGAAAUGGCAGCUCAGGAAUCUCAAGGAGCAGUUGAGCCUCAAGGCCCAGGAGAUCUCCAACCUGAGAAACAAGCUCACCUACCAAGAGCAGCGGCUGAGCCAGCGGACCAAGGCCGUAGCCUCGCUGGAGGCAGAGCUGGAGAGACUCAAGCAGGAGAGACAGACUACGGAAGAGACUCCAGAAGCCUGCAAGAGGCUCCUGAAACAGAAGGAGGCGGAGCUUGGUGAGGCCCGGGUGGAGACCAACCACUUGAGGGAUCUCAAGGAGAACCUGGCCCAGGAGGUCAAGCUCCAGGAGGAGGAGCUGGCCCUGCUGAGGACAAAGGUCAGCAGCAAGGAUAAAGAGCUGAGUCAAGAGAGGUGUGAGGUGGCAUACCUGAGAGAGGUCCAGGAGAAACUCAACCAGCAGCUGCAGAAGAAGGCCAAAUCAGGAGGAGGCCUGCUGCCAGGAAAAGGCAAUCCUACGAGCAAUGCGAACAGCUUGAAGGAAAAGCUGGCUCAGCGGGAGAAAGAAAUUGCUCAGGUGAAGGAGCAGCUCAGGAGGGUACAAGAGGAUAAGGACCAAGAGGUUACGAAGCUCCGACAAAACCUUAAGGAGAGGAGCAGUGAGAUUGAGAAGCUGCAGAAAAAGCUGAGCGAAGCAGAGAAGGACCGCAGCAUGCUCAGGAACAAGCUGUCCAGUGGGAAAGCUGGGGGCGGCAACAAGAUGACGCCCUUGCAGCGGCAGCUGGAGAGUGACUUCAUGGACUUGCAGGUUAAGCUGACCACACGGGAGCGGGAGGUGUUCCAGCUGAAGAGGGAGCUGGUGCUCCUCCAGGAGAAGAGUGACAGCAAUGCGCACAACUUGAAAGUGCAUCUCAAAGAGCAGGAGCAGGAGCAGCAGGUCCUCCAGGACAGGUUGCGCCAGCGGGAGACAGAGAUUGGCUUCCUCAUGGACAAAGUGAAAUCACGGGAGUCUGAAAUUGCUUCACUGAGGGAGGAACUGGAAAAAUCUGAGCCUCGUUGCCGGGCUAGAGACUCUGAAGACACCCAGCGGAGGGCAGAUGAGUGGGAGAGAGAAGUGGCCAUGCUGAAGAGCGAGUGCACAGAGCUACACACUCAAGUCUCAGACCUGAGAGAGGAAAGUGCAAUGUACAAGGAGAAACUGGACAAGAUCAGCAAGGGGGUCCGCAGCCUGAGCACCAGCCAGUCCAAUCUGAUCAACCUGGGCAAGACAGGCAAGCUUCCCCAAGGAGCUACCGCCACCAAUUCAGGGCCCCCUGGGACCACAGUUGAGGAUUCUGGACUCCAAGAGGAGGUGGGGUCCCUGCGGGAGCAGCUGGCAGAUACCAGGAAGCGGCUGCAGGGCCAGGAGGCAGCCUUCGGGCGGGAGCGGCGGGUCUGGCAGGAGGAAAAGGAGAAGGUGAUCAAGUAUCAGAAGCAGCUGCAGCUGAAUUAUGUGCAGAUGUGCCGCCGCAAUCGCAGCCUGGAGAGCGAGUUACAGCAGCUGACCAUGGAAUUAGAACACAAGGAGAUCAGCCACUGCUGAGAAAGAACAAAUCAUGUCACACAGAGCUCCUUCAAUCCAUUUGCAGCCAACUGAGCUAUCAGUGCAGAAGUUAUCAGGUCUGGUUGUAUGUUUCGGACUGCUGGGUAAAACCCAAAUCUGCCUUUUAUCCACCAGAAUCAAACACUGUUUUUGUACACAAUUAUUCAUGGAUUUAUCUCCAUGUAUAUGACUAUUUAGAGCCCAGUUACAGUGCUUGAUCUAAAUGUACAUGUAGGGGCUACAUACAAAAGUGUUAUAUAAUUAUUUACCCAGAAAUAUCCCUAGUGAACAGUCCUCAGAGUUCAACGGAUUAAAGUUGGAACGGAUGCUUCUGAGAUGCUUACUUGAAAUUUGGAUAAAAAAUUUUUGUGGAUUGCCUUGAGGCUGAGUGAGCCAUGAAUGUUUUGCUCUGAAAUUUUGUACAAGAAAACUGUAUUGUGUGGUUGGAAGAUUGUUGUUAUGCCAAGUGACUUUUUUAAUGUUACUACCGGUAUAUAAAAAGGUUCUGAUAUCAGAAUCAUCUACAUGUACAACAGUACACUUUAUCUUUGGCAGUAUCUAUUUGUUUAUGAAAUUGUGAAUGCUGCCCAUGAUAUGUGGUGAACAUAGGAACAAAUAUGUAAUUGAAAAAGUGGAUGGAGAAAUCUAUUUCUGAAUUGCAUCUAUAUGUACAUGUUACUGCUGUGUUUUGGGCUUUAAAAAUGCCAAUGAGGAAUGAACAUGGUCAUUCUGCCUUCAGUGGCAAGCGUACAUUCUGCAUGCACAUGUUUACAUACAUGUACAUAUACUGUAUGUGCGUGUGUACACAACCUACAUGUACAGUACAUGUACAUGUAUGCCCCAUACUGCUUUUUGAUGUCUGGAAAAGCACUUGAGCUGGGGUCAGAACACAGCACAAAAACAGAAGCACUACAAGUGUUGGGUCAGCAGAGUUCAGGGCUAUUAACAAUCACCACAUUUUCACCUAAUCCCCCAACUAAAUUGUGCUCCCUGAAAACACCCCCUUGACAUUGAAUUCACAGGGGUUGUAGUUUACAAUGGCAGCUCUUGUGCAUUGCAUUUGCCAUAACCACAAAAAAGAGCUGCAGGGUCAUUGAAAGGGAUUUAUUGUCCAGUGUAGUCUCCAUCUCAAGCCUGGAGGGGAAAACAAGGAAACCCUUGUCUUGGAUUUAUUCGUUUCAUGGGUUUUUUCUCUCCAGGUCCUGUUGACAAUGGAUUAAAAUAUGGGUAUGGGGAGCCUAAUGGAACAAAAUCAGCGAUGAGGAAGUACUUAUAUGUGUACCGUAAAAUGGUGAAAAGAUUUGAAACAAGUAUUUGAUCAGUAGCCUACUUUUAUUUAUAAUUUUGCAGGAAGAAGUAAUUGGAAUGUGUUUACAAUGACAAAAGCUAUGGAAUUUAUUGCAGACCAAUUUAUCUUCAGUGUUAAACUGUUUACAUAUACUGGUAUAUUCAUUACUCAAGCCUUGAAAAUCUGACAAAAUGGGACAAACUUAACCAAUUGUAUAGUUGGAUCUUCACUUAGCUGAACUGGGUGAUAAAUUAUCAUUACUUGGUUAUGGGAAAACCAUGCAAAGGUGUGGGAAUCUGUGGUGAGUGAUCCAGUCUCACUACCACACAACCCCCUCUCCCCCACCAGGGCAGCCUAAAUUUAACAGGUUUCAUUUUAAUUGAAUAUCCUCCAGGUAUGUAUUCCAUUCUGACUUCCAAAGUCAUUCCCCGGGCUUGUUUAUCUUUGUACAUAAUCCGACUCAUUGUUUAUUUCCAGGCCAGGGAUUUUUUAAAAAUUUUUUUAUUGCAUUUGUUUAUGGUUGCCCAGACAGCAACAAAGAGAGCCCUUGUGUGUUCCUCACUUCGUAGGAUUUCAGCCUUUCCUUGAUAGUCCCGUCAGGGUGGUUAUCAGUAAAACAGGAAAAAUAUCUUUUUUUGUAUACAUGUUAUUGAAAGGUUGACUGUGAAAUGUGCAACCCAACUUACAUGUAUGCUUUUGUACAUAGAUCACUAGCUGAAAUUGUGGGAAGUGACAUUUGAAUGGAAUUGUGAAGAGUUGACUAUUAACCCAAAAAUUGAAUAAUGUGCAAAGCUGAUAGCAAAGCCGAUAAAAAAUCCUUCCAUGGGAAACCUUGACAAUACUGCCAUACCUCAAGUCCCUCUGGACCUCUCCUGGACCAUGACCCGGUGCUCCAAAUGAGCCACUUUACUAGAUUUGUUGGGAUUGCUGAAGCGAGGGGGCCAGUUUGUGAUUCAGAGCUUUGAUUUCUUGUAGCAGGCCUGGUUUCUGUUUACCCUGGGUUAUCUGAUCACCAGGGUUUCAACCCCAUUAGCGUGGGUGGGAAGACUAGGGGUUGUUCGAGGGAACAGGAGCUGAUUGUUUCCGUCUGUUUCCCAAAGUGGUUUCUGUUUCGCAACAUCACAGCGGUUCCCACACAACAGAGUGAUUUAUUCAUGAACUUCUGCUCUGGAUUUGAAAUUGAUUCUGUAAUUAGUCUGUAUACAUUACACAUCCGUGAGUGCAUUAUGAUCUUUAUUUUUGUCUGCUUGUACAAUGCCACUCAGAUGUGCAACAUGGUAGAGUUUGGAAAAUGACCAAGCUGAAUGCCGUUUUUCCCACAUGACCCACAUGAAAGGGGCAACUCAGAGAAGGCAUGAUUGCUACAAAUUCAUUAAUCCAGGAUGGUCAGUUUUUUCUGAUUCCCUAUAUUAUACCCUAAUGGACGGUGCUGCAUGUAAUACAUUAGACUUAUAACUCGGACUCGCCACUGAAUGCUUCCUAUUCGUUUGUUCCCGUGGUACAUAUAUGUACAUGUGUCUUGUUUGUAUUACAUUUUCUCAUUGAUAUUGAGAAUGAGAAUUCAAAAGGGACAGGGAAGCACCUAAUAUUCAUCAGGAUUUUAUUAUGUCUUAGGGUUUUCCACUAAGAAUUCUGUUUUUUCUGAUUCUACAUGUACAAAUAGAAGUUGUGGAGUCCACAACUUUGCAGGUGUGCACAGUAUGUCUAAUCAGUUCCAAUUUCAACAACUCAAGUCAGAGCACGUGCAGAAUCACAGCAUUUGUCAUUGUUUGCAGUUUUUUUAUAAACAUCAUAUUAAGACAGAUUUGAUCAACUCAUAGGAAUGCUGGCCUUAGUCUCAUCUCUAAGGGUCUCGUUCCUGGUCUUGGUUCUUUCAUCAACUCCACAGGACAACUCAGGAUGUAGACUAGCUCCCUUGGACAUUGUACAUGUAGUUCAGGAAGACUGCCUCCACAAUUCAUUUUAGUCUCCUUAGCGUGAAUAAUGGGCUUAGAAACCUCCACUGAUGCAGUCAAGAUCAGGGAAGUGUAGCAUUAGAAUAGUUAAGUAUCAGGAUCAGGGAAGUGUAGCAUUAGAAUAGUUAAGUGCUUCUUUUUAUGGUCCUUUUAUUUUUCAAGCAACUCAAUGGGAUUUCAGCCUUAGUUCAACACGAAGGUGGUCAGAUCACAUCCUUGCUGUUCUUUCAUCAACUCUGCUUGACAACUCACCAUUGUAGACAGGUAGUGAUUCUGCCCUGCUGUGAAUAAAAAACCCACUCCCUCAGCAGUGGACAAUUCUAGUUGGGCUAGUUUACACCUCCAAUGUACCAGAACUUCACUUAUUGAAAACUCAAGUCUAAAUAAAAUCACUUAACUUUUGUUCCCACGUCCACUGUAGACAAGGUAGAAAAAACCAAAUUAGACUAGACCAUAAGGACUGAACCAGUAACAUUUGGUUCAGUUCAGAUCUUAUGUUGUAACAAGGUUUAUAUUUUAUUUUUGGUUUAACUAGGGAACAACUCAUUAUUGUAGGGUAAUAGUUUGCUCUGUGGUACAGCUCAAAUAAGGUCACAACUCACCCCAUACUUUAACCAACUCAAUCCGCAAAUUAGAUCACCUUUCUCUUUUUUCCUUUUUUUUCUAAACCAUGGGUUUUCUUUAACUCAGAGUUGGUCAGCAGCAUGCACGCAGGUGGUGGUCCUCAACUUUCUUUGGUACUUUUUAUGCCUGCUGUAUUUAGCUUAGGGAUAUACAUGUACAUGUAAGUACCACAUGCAUGUUGUUAGAUGAAAACAACUACACGGAAAAUGGCUUAACUCGUUUACUUUAGGUUAAUUUGUUUCAUGAGAUUUAUAAUAAAUUGAAGAAUGCCUGUGCUUUUGAACAAGAAGUAUAUAGCUUAAGAUUGAUGCCCUACUUUAUUGAUACAAGUCUUGCAGAAUGUCAUCUAAACCUGAUGAAUAUUGGGAUUUUUCUAUCAGAAAAGCCUUGCUCCCUGUCCCUUUUGCAAUAGAAAUUGUAAUGUGACAAAACAAGCACCAGGUUGUGUCUCACACAGCAGAUUAAGAGGUUAUUGGCAUGGUCAAGGUUAAUACCCUUGAUUACAGUAUGUGUUUCAAGCUUUUUGUGUGUUUUUGGACGUGUACAAUGUACAUGUACCUGGUUGAACCGCAAACUGAAGCGAGUUUUGGGAAGAUUCCCGACUAUUUCAAAAGAUGUACUACAUUUUAAGAGGUGGUCUAGUUGGUUGUUUCAGCAGAUUGUGUUGAUAGAAUUUGAGAUUUUCUUUACAGAUUUUUGAGAGGUAUUAGACAACUCUUGGAUGUGACCAUCAUUUAUAACUGAGUUGCUGUUGACUAUCCAAUUAGUCCAUUAGUGGGUUGAUUACUGAGAAAGCAGAAAUUGUGACCUUUCCUGGAACAUUCAAACAAAAAUACAGCUCAGUUGGUCAUUAGUUCUGAGUUGUCAUACAUUCAAAAAGUAAAUAUGCUGUAUUUUGUUUUAAUUGCUUUAAAAAUACAUUGUAGCUGAUUUUUAUGACUGAAAAAAAGUCACCAAAGAUGACAGGAAGUUUUAUGGUCCUUUUCGUUGUAUAAUUUGUAAAAAAGAAAAGUAAAAUUGAAGUAAGGUUGUGUUUGAUUUUUCAUCUGGGGCUUGGGACACAUUUUGAAAUUUAGAUUUUAUGUCUGGAAGUUACUGAUACAAUUCUUUUAACCCUAAAAGAGCUGGGUUAUUUCGGCCCAUGGGGGGGGGGGGAUUCCACCCCCUAAGAACUUGGCUGUGCCUCACUCUGGCUUUGAAACUUUGCAUGCAUCUAAAGACACUCCUUAUCAUUAAAAAUGGCAUGAGGUAUAAUUUUGUUGAUACAGUCAUUUGAAGUUCAAGGCUACAUGCAUAUCAACCAACGUGCAUUGAGCACCAAAGUGGUAUAAGUAUACAGAAGAAAGACUCCAGAAAAAUGCACACUGUGCAAGAACGGUACGUCCGAUUUUCACAAUAGUGGUGUCAAAAUGACUGCACAAAGGUACUGUAAAAACUCCUAAAGGUGCACCUGCACUGCAGCAUUAUCAGGAAAAAUGGGGGCGGCAGAGUCUGCCACGCCCCCGGGCUCUUUUAGGGUUAAAUUGAAAAAUUAUGGCAGUUUAAAAUGUGUCCAAUAAUUGGUGAAAGGCUGUAUAGUUUUCAUGUAUGCAGGACAUUUCUGAAAUUGCAUACAAAAAUUAAUUGCAUAAAAACUCCUUUUUGUAUUCACAGACUGUUUGAAACCAUUGGUGCUAAAUGUAUUAUGAAAAGGGUCACCAGAUUACGAGGAUUGAUUUUGAGAGGAGAAUCAGAAUAUGUUUGAAAAUUUAGGAUUGUUGGACCUCAACCACUGUAUUACUGUGUUAUUAGUAAUUUGUACAUAGUUAAAGUUUUUAAUAUUAAACGUCGUCUGUGAAUGCCAAGUUCUUUAUAUGGAAAGAUGAAACCUUGAUGUGACAGAAUCAUUUGUCUCUAUUGAUGUCAUGAAUAAUUUCCUAAUCAGCAUUGGAAUGCAUGGUGAAUCAGUGGUGGCAUAUUGCUUUUGCUACCCUGGCUGUCUUAGCCAAAUGUAUGGAUGAACCUACGGGGGGGGAUAUUUGUGACCUUAAGCAAGGCACAUGACUGCAGUUGCUUGUCUCACUUGGUACAUGUAGCAGUGUGUGACUUGGCAACAAGAGCUGGUAACGGCUACUGGUAGUAGUGCUCUAGUUGUCUAAUAUACAUGUUUUGGUGCCACCUGUGUUUCCCAUGCAGUUUGAAGUCCAAAAGUGUAAUUGCAAAUGUUAUUAUUUGAGCAGGCAUUCAAUUGUCCCUUGGCAAGCUGGCUUCCUCAUUUUUUGUAAUGUCUUGUUAGCUUGACCAGCUGAAAACCAAAGCCAUUUCUGUGGUGUCCGAGUACCAGUUAGUUAGUUAGACAGGCAAAUUCAUCACUUUGGCUUCCAAACUGGCUGGAUUUUUGCCAAUUUGGCUCCUUGAGAAUCAAAUGUUGUGCUUGGAAUCUCACAUUGCUUUCUAACUGAGGCCGUGUCCGAAACGGGCUUCCAGAGCUACAGCUAGGUCAAUUCUCUGCGCAUCUCCACGCAUUUCCAAUGGAGUGAAGACCUAGACCUAGCUCUAGACAAGAGAUUCGGAUGCAGCCUAAGCAUUCACACAGAAUUGUCACUUUUUAACAGCUCAGGUUUUUAAUACUAAGGAAUGCUCCAUGUUGUUCACGUCUGUUGUCAAAUGUGUAGCUGGUGUCCUUAAAAUUUAAUAGCUGUUCAUAACUGCAGCAUAUUUUCUUGUUGAAAAAGUAUGUUUUAUUCCUGAUAUAUCCAAGAACACCGAAAGGAAUUUAUGUAUCAUACUAAGAAAUCACUGUAAAUGUAUAUCACACAUUCAUUGUACUUGUUCUACUGAUGUGGAUAGUUUAUCAAAAAGUGAUAGUUGAUUACGUUUAAGAUGUUGUUACAUGUUAGCAGAAAGUUAAUGCCAGUUUUUCAGUGUUUCCUCAAUCUCAAGAAGUUCAGCUUUUGUCCUCAUCAGAAAGAUGGAUUUUGUUUGCAUCUUUUAAUAUUCCAAUUUUUAUGCUGUACAUUCCAUACAGAUUAUAUGCUCAACAUUAAGGGGAAUGGAAGCUUUUCUUCCAAUUGAUUUUAAUCAUCUCAUUCUUGGAAUGAUGGGAUUCCAAACCCAUUGUUGUUUUCAAAUCAAGUAUGUGAGUGGGCUCUCCACCACUGUAAAAACAACUGGCCAAACUGUAGAAAAAAAACAUAUGCUUCCAUUUGGAUCUUAGAAGUUGAAAUAAAAAACAGGUAUUUUCAUG
Acanthaster planci (crown-of-thorns starfish) is the source of this 10490-nucleotide messenger RNA. RefSeq lists its product as uncharacterized. NCBI's taxonomy places the organism in Eukaryota, Metazoa, Echinodermata, Asteroidea, Valvatida, Acanthasteridae. The record is from RefSeq and is a predicted model, not a curated record.